This is a messenger RNA of Candidozyma auris, 447 nucleotides long. RefSeq names its product DNA-directed RNA polymerase core subunit RPB8 (gene RPB8). Gene Ontology annotation, molecular function: DNA-directed RNA polymerase activity. NCBI's taxonomy places the organism in Eukaryota, Fungi, Ascomycota, Pichiomycetes, Serinales, Metschnikowiaceae. Gene Ontology annotation, cellular component: RNA polymerase III complex; RNA polymerase II, core complex; RNA polymerase I complex. Gene Ontology annotation, biological process: DNA-templated transcription. The coding region runs from base 1 to 447 and encodes 148 amino acids. The transcript has a single exon. The record is from RefSeq and is a predicted model, not a curated record.
AUGUCCGGGAUCUUGUUUGAGGAUAUGUUCAAUGUCGACUCCGUCGACCACGGAAGAUACAACAAAGUCAGCCGUAUUGAGGGCCAGUCGUCCACCGCCCAGGAUAUCAAGAUCACCUUGGACAUCAACAGCGAAUUGUUCCCUGUCAAGGAGAGCGAUUCUUUGACGAUCACAUUGGCCUCUUCGUUGGGCAAUGAAGAUUCUAUGAUUACCUCCAACGGGUCCUGGAGGCCGCCAAAGAGAGGAGACCGUUCGUUGGCGGAUGACUACGAUUACGUGAUGUUUGGCACAGUGUACAAGUUCGAAGAAAGCCAGGAUAACGACAAGAUGGCCGUCUACAUCUCGUUUGGAGGUUUGUUGAUGCGUUUGGAGGGUGGCUACCGUUCGUUGUCGAACUUGAAGCAAGAAAACGCCUACAUUUUAAUCCGUCACUACAAGGACAACUAG